UUUGUCUCCACCACCGGUCAGUCUCUCCAAGACACGCGGCCCGCAGCCCAGUCCAGCACCCCUGCCGAUCCGAAGAGCUAGAGACACCCCUGGGGUAGAAAAAGGAACAAGGACAGGUGUUUGGCGCGGUUGUUACCCUCGUUGAAGCAGUUGAAGUUGAGGUGUCGCUGAGCAGCAGCCCAUCGGAAAAGGCGCCGGCGGUGGGCCGGGCCGGGGACGCCAUGGACCACAACGAGCAAUCCGCGCUGCUCCCGAGCCGACACGAGCCGACCGCGGGGAGCUCCGUCGGCUACUCGAGCAUCGUCAGGGUGGAGCCCGCCCCGGCACCUGCGUCCAGCAUCGGAGACGGCGACGGCGGGUUCCGAGCGCGCGAGUACGCGCGGCUGCGGAGGGUGGUGCUGUUCGUGACGGGCCUCACCACCGUGCUGAUCGGCGCCGGGCUGCUGGUCGGCCUCCUGGUGCCCGCCACCGUCCGCGCCGAGCCCGACUCAACGCCGGCGCUGGUCAUCCUGCCCGUCCCGUGAGAUGGGCCGCGCCCGCCGCCGCCCCGACCGCCCCCGAACAGCGCCGGCGUGUGGCGGGGUAGGCAGCCGAGCCGGCGUCGGCCGCAGGUUGGGCUGCCUACCCGCGCCGAGCAUGGGGCGCCUGACCGCCUGGACAACGGGUGUCCGAAUCCGAACUCCCUUCACUAGUAGCAGCUGCUACACUGCAGUGUCGCAGCCCGCAGAAGAUGGCAGGCGACUGAAGACAUGUAUAUGUAUAUAUUUGCUGCAAGGCUGUUGCUUUGCAUACAAAAAUGACUGUUGGAUAAGGAAGUUAAUUUAAUUAAAUUUUAACACUUAUAAAA
Molecule: messenger RNA, 847 nt
Organism: Frankliniella occidentalis (western flower thrips)
Lineage: Eukaryota; Metazoa; Arthropoda; Insecta; Thysanoptera; Thripidae
Exons: 3
Coding region: 222-524 (100 amino acids)
Source: RefSeq, a predicted model, not a curated record